AUGCCCGCAAUUAGUCACAGAAGAGAUUCCCUGGAAGAUAUUAACACUGAUUUGGUUACGUUACCGCGUUUUAUUAUUGAAACUCAACAAUCAAUUAAAGGUGCUAAAGGUGAUUUUACACUAGUAUUAAAUGCACUAGGUUUUGCAUUCAAAUUUAUUUCACAAACAAUUCGUAAAGCAGAAUUGAUUAAUUUAGUCGGUAUUACAGGUAAUACCAAUUCUACAGGUGAUCAGCAAAAAAAAUUAGAUGUUCUGGGUGAUGAAAUUUUUAUUAAUGCAAUGAGCGCAAGUGGGAUUGUUAAACUUGUGAUCUCAGAAGAACAAGAAGAUAUGAUCAUUUUCCAUCAUAACGAUUCAAAAUAUGCAAUCUGUUGCGAUCCAAUUGACGGUUCUUCAAACCUAGAUGCAGGUGUAUCCGUUGGUACUAUUUGCUCAAUAUUUAGAAUCUUACCUGGUUCCACAGGUUCUACUGCUGACGUUCUUAGACAUGGUGCUGAAAUGGUCGGUGCUUGUUACGCUAUGUACGGUGCAUCCACUCAUUUAAUGUUAACCCUUGGAAAUGGUGUGAGUGGAUUCACUUUAGAUAAUACUUUAGGUGAAUUCAUCCUUGUACACCCAGAAUUAAGAAUCCCAUCACAAAGAUCAAUUUAUUCAAUAAAUGAAGGGAAUUCAUAUUAUUGGGAUAAACAUAUUGUCGAAUUCAUCGAUUCUUUGAAAAAACCACAGGAUCAUGACGGGAAACCUUACUCCGCAAGAUAUAUCGGCUCAAUGGUUGCUGAUUUACAUAGAACGUUUCUAUAUGGUGGUCUGUUUUCUUAUCCAGCCGAUAAGAAGAAUCCAAACGGUAAAUUAAGGUUAUUGUAUGAAGCAUUCCCAAUGGCUAUGCUAGUAGAACAAGCUGGUGGGAAAGCUGUUAAUGAUCAAGGUCAGAGAAUCUUGGACUUAUGUCCAACUCAUAUUCACGAUAAGUCUUCAGUAUGGAUGGGUUCAAACGACGACGUCGACAAAUAUUUGAAACAUAUUGGUAAAUUGUAG
This is a messenger RNA of Maudiozyma barnettii, 1035 nucleotides long. It is a transcript of the gene FBP1, whose product is annotated as fructose 1,6-bisphosphate 1-phosphatase. The transcript has a single exon. The record is from RefSeq and is a predicted model, not a curated record. Lineage: Eukaryota; Fungi; Ascomycota; Saccharomycetes; Saccharomycetales; Saccharomycetaceae. The coding region runs from base 1 to 1035 and encodes 344 amino acids. Gene Ontology annotation, cellular component: cytosol; cytoplasm. Gene Ontology annotation, biological process: gluconeogenesis; fructose metabolic process; fructose 1,6-bisphosphate metabolic process. Gene Ontology annotation, molecular function: fructose 1,6-bisphosphate 1-phosphatase activity.